CUGCUGAAAUCAUAUGGAGCAGCAAACGCUAAAAAGAGCUCAGCAGAAUUUACGGUCACGGCCUCCCAUCGAGAUGAUACAACCAGCAGUAUUACUGGCCCCUCUAUCCAAUUUGGGUCUAGAAUCUCCCUUUUUCAGCCAGUUGAAGCCUGGAUAGAGGUGGAAAACUUAUCCGCGGUCCCUGCAAAUGUCUGUCUAGGUGUGGAGUAUUUUAAGCCCUCCAAUCUUCCAAAGAACCCCACUCCUUCGGACUAUGAUCUCGAUGCUAUUGAUCAGGAAGAAACUGUCCUCAUAGGCGCCUACAGAUUCAUCAGUCGAUGUGGGAUCGAGAAUAAGUUGGUUCAACCGGACAAACUGUCACCUCGGCGCAUAAUGAGGCUUCCUCAUCUCAAGAAGAAAGUAACUCAGGCCGCUUCAGCUCGAAAAUUAAAGCAUUUUAGAUUAAGAGGUGGGUAA
This is a messenger RNA of Protopolystoma xenopodis, 456 nucleotides long. Lineage: Eukaryota; Metazoa; Platyhelminthes; Monogenea; Polystomatidea; Polystomatidae. The record is from the annotation of a GenBank genome assembly.